Prosopis cineraria is the source of this 970-nucleotide messenger RNA. Its product is annotated as PLASMODESMATA CALLOSE-BINDING PROTEIN 3-like. The transcript is spliced from 4 exons. The coding region runs from base 111 to 731 and encodes 206 amino acids. Lineage: Eukaryota; Viridiplantae; Streptophyta; Magnoliopsida; Fabales; Fabaceae. The record is from RefSeq and is a predicted model, not a curated record.
CUCUCUCUCUCUCUCUCUCUCUCUCUCUCUCUCGCGUUUGUCAUAUUGUGUCUACGGAUCCUCUCUCUCUGUGACAGCCUCACCAAUCCAGCCUCCUGCAUUCCUCAAACAUGGCUUCUCUUCUUCUGCCUCUGGCAAUGACUCUUCUGGCCUCCAUUCCACUUUCAAGUGGGAACUGGUGCGUGUGCAAAGACGGAAGCGACGCAGUGUUGCAGAAGACGCUGGACUAUGCCUGCGGAGCUGGAGCUGACUGUAACCCCAUCCGUCAGAACGGACCUUGUUUCCAACCUAACACCGUCAGGGCUCACUGCAACUACGCCGUUAACAGCUACUUCCAGCGUAGGUCUCAAUCCCAGGGCUCCUGCGACUUCGCCGGCACCGCCACCCUCACCGCCUCUAACCCCAGCACGUCUGGUUGCGUCUACCCUUCAACCGCCACUAAUGCAGGCAAUACCUCCCCAACGGCAACCACUCCUUCCACUGGAAGUACAUCGUCAACCACCACCGGCAGUACAAUGCCGUCAUCGUCAACCACCACAACUGCCACUCCAUACAGUGCGACGCCGGGAGUAUUCGGAGGCAUCGGUAGUGGGGGCAUAGGGCCAUCGGCAGCAGGCAUGAACUCAGAUGAUAGUCAUGGUGGGCUUAGACUCGUGGACGCUUGUUUCCACUCUUGUGUCUCUGCCCUCCUCUUGUCUCACUUGUUCAUGAUUCAGCUCUGGAGGGGUUGAAUCUUUCCAUGCAGAAUGAGUAUUCAUGAGAGUUUGUUAAUUAAUUGGGGACAUGAUAUCUUCUUGCCUUUUAGUUUCUUUAUUUUCUUUUGUUUUGUUUUUGGACUGAGUUUCUAGUUCUCCUACUUACUUGAGGAGUAUCUGAUGGGCCUUUUAUUCUUUACUCAAUAGUAGCAUAGUUGUAUGGUGGUGUUGCUGCUGUUAUAUUAGUACACUCCUACUUGAGACUUUCUCCCCCA